AUGGCUAAGCAGAAAAUUGUAUUUUUACACCCCGACCUCGGUAUAGGCGGCGCCGAAAGACUGGUUAUCAACGCCGCGAUGGAGCUUUCGCGGCUCGGCUACGAGGUUGUCAUGUACACAACGUUUCAUGAUGUCCAGAGGUGCUUUGAAGAGACACUGAGUGCAGGUACCCGAGCUGCUUGGAUACGAGUUCACGGAGGCUGGAUACCAAGACAGAUAUAUGGUUUAUUCCACGCUCCGUUGGCGUAUUUUCGCACUUUUUGGUGUGCGGCAUGUCUCAUUUUGGUCGAGAAAAAUGUUCCCCUUGUAUUCAUCGACCAAGUGGCUGCACCCAUCUUGCUUUUCCGGCUGCUUACAAGUUCCAGAGUUAUUUUCUACUGUCAUUAUCCAGACUUGCUGCUUGCAGAGCAUAGUUCAUGGUUCAGGAAACUUUAUCGCCUUCCACUGGAUUAUAUCGAGAAAGUCACAACUGGCAUGGCGAGCAAGAUUCUUGUGAACAGCGAAUUUACAGCUGCCGUGUUUGCAAGAACUUUCAAAGAUCUUUACAUCCGUGGGACACGCCCGAGCGUCUUAUAUCCAGCUGUGGAGAGCCGCCAAGAUCAAAACCAACGAAAAAUGAAGUACGCGGCAGAGGCCAAACAAGUAGAAGACAUUCUCAACUUCACUGGAACUUUCUUCCUUUCAAUUAAUCGGUUCGAGAGAAAAAAAAAUCUGGAACUGGCGCUCAAAGCAUUUGCGCACUUCCGACUAAGUCCUCGCAAAUGUGCUGCCGAUAGAGUCAUGCUCGUCUUGGCAGGUGGAUUUGACAAGCGCUUAAAGGAAAAUGUGGAGUACUUCAAGCAACUGAAAAGGGACGCUUAUGAUCUGAGAGUGCACCAGGAGGUCAUCAUGCUGCCAUCGAUUAGCUCAGAAGAAAAGGAAAUGUUGCUCUCUCAGUGCUUAUGUGUCUUGUACACCCCAGUAAAUGAACACUUCGGCAUUGUACCUCUGGAAGCCAUGGCAGCCGGGAAGCCGGUGCUGGCGUGCAACAGUGGUGGACCUGUGGAGACCAUCAUCGAUGGCACGACUGGAUUUGUAUGCUCCCCUCUUCCUGAGGAUUUCUCCUCUGCUAUGGAGAAAAUAUAUUCCAGUCCAAUGGUCGCUGCCCGGAUGGGAAACAUUGGGCGGCAUCACGUCAAGACAAACUUCAGUCUGGAGAAGUUUGGAACGGAGCUACAUUUUCACAUAAACGAUUUGCUAACAAAUGAUGACCACACACCAGAGGACAAUUAAGUACUCGUCAUGUUUCCUUCCCUCCAUGAUACUUGCCGCAGUGCUCUGCAUUCUAGCAGUUUCUCUCGGAUAUGAUCAAGUGAUAAUAACUCGAAAUUUAAGAUGCGCUUUAUCGGCAGGUUGGAAUUGUCUAUCACACUGAAACCGAUCUCAGGACAGGGACUUGAAUUUAAAGACGAGAAAGCAACUUUUUUUUUGAAUAUAUGCCCCAAGAACUUGUGCGGAGUCUCGGUAACAAAUCGAUGGCAUUGAUUCCAUUUGCGCAUAUCGCUUCACAUCCGUUGCCAAUCGAUUCUAGAACUCGCUAGUUCCUGCCACAUCAAAACGACAUCCGAGUAUGUUCUCGCGAUUGUUUAUUCGAUGUUUUUUGGAUGAGAUGCACGAAGAAAUCCUGGAUCGUCGAGCAUGACCAGAGUUUUUUUGAAGGAGCCAACAGAGGUUGUGUGUUUGUCUGUAAAUGAAUUAUUACUCUUCUCUC
Messenger RNA from Micromonas commoda, 1750 nucleotides. RefSeq names its product glycosyltransferase family 4 protein. The coding region runs from base 1 to 1272 and encodes 423 amino acids. NCBI's taxonomy places the organism in Eukaryota, Viridiplantae, Chlorophyta, Mamiellophyceae, Mamiellales, Mamiellaceae. The record is from RefSeq and is a predicted model, not a curated record. Gene Ontology annotation, molecular function: alpha-1,3-mannosyltransferase activity; GDP-Man:Man(1)GlcNAc(2)-PP-Dol alpha-1,3-mannosyltransferase activity. The transcript is spliced from 11 exons.